This is a messenger RNA of Nematostella vectensis (starlet sea anemone), 1741 nucleotides long. RefSeq names its product serine hydroxymethyltransferase, mitochondrial. The transcript is spliced from 16 exons. The record is from RefSeq and is a predicted model, not a curated record. Gene Ontology annotation, cellular component: cytoplasm; nucleus; cytosol. Gene Ontology annotation, molecular function: mRNA 5'-UTR binding; pyridoxal phosphate binding; serine binding. Gene Ontology annotation, biological process: purine nucleobase biosynthetic process; tetrahydrofolate interconversion; protein homotetramerization. NCBI's taxonomy places the organism in Eukaryota, Metazoa, Cnidaria, Anthozoa, Actiniaria, Edwardsiidae. The coding region runs from base 114 to 1616 and encodes 500 amino acids.
GUAUCCGGGGCUCCUUUUCAACUUUUCGAAGACUCGGAAAGAAAAGAAGGAUUUCAGUAGUCCAAUUUGUCGCCUUUUAACGGUAAAUUUACCACUGAUUGAACUGCUGAAACAUGCUAGGGCUUGGCAGAAGGCUAAUAUCUGCAAAUGCCUUUCAGCAGUUCCACAAAUUGACCAAGCCAUCGGUGUAUGGACUGACAAGAUCUGUUUGGACUGGUCAAGAAAGCUUACAGGAUGAUGACCCAGAAAUGCAUGCACUUAUACAGAGGGAGAAGGAUCGCCAACUACGCGGCUUGGAGCUCAUUGCUUCGGAAAAUUUUUGCAGUAAAGCAGCAUUACAGGCUAUGGGGUCCUGCUUGAAUAACAAGUAUUCAGAGGGAUACCCUGGACAAAGGUACUAUGGAGGAACAGAAGUUAUUGAUGAAAUAGAGAAGUUAGUCCAAGAAAGGGCAUUAAAAGCAUUCAGGCUGGAUCCUAAAGAAUGGGGUGUGAAUGUGCAGCCAUAUUCUGGAUCUCCUGCAAAUUUUGCUGCCUUUACUGGUUUGCUAAAGCCCCAUGAUCGUCUUAUGGGAUUGGAUCUUCCUCAUGGAGGGCACCUUACCCACGGAUUUAUGUCUGAUGUGAAAAGAAUAUCAGCAACAUCUAUUUAUUUCGAGUCAAUGCCUUACAGAUUAAAUGAGAAAACUGGUCAUAUUGACUAUGAUGUGCUAGAGCAGACAGCCCAACUGUUCAGGCCAAAGAUGAUUAUAGCAGGUGCAAGUGCAUAUUCCAGGCUGUAUGAAUAUGAGAGAAUGAGAAAGAUUGCUGACAAGUGCAAUGCAGUAUUGCUGGGCGAUAUUGCACACAUUGCCGGGCUUGUAGCAGCAGAUGUGAUUCCUAGCCCCUUUGAUUACUGUCAUGUUUGUACAACUACAACCCACAAGACGCUGCGUGGUGUGAGGGCUGGUCUUAUUUUCUAUCGUAUUGGAGUGAAGGGAGUUGACAAAAAGACUGGGAAAGACAUCAUGUACAACUUUAAAAGGGAUAUAGACUUUGCAUUGUUCCCUUCACUUCAAGGUGGACCCCAUAACCAUUCCAUCGCAGGAGUGGGCGUGGCUCUGAAGCAGGCUCUGUCUCCUGAGUUCAAGGCCUAUCAGGAACAAGUGUUGAGGAAUGCAAAGAGUAUGGCAAAAGCACUAACAGAUAAAGGAUACAACAUGGUGUCAGGUGGUACAGAUAAUCAUUUGGUUCUGUUGGAUUUAAGACCAAAGGGCAUUGAUGGUGCAAAGGUCGAGAAGGUGUUGGAGGCGGCAUCCAUCACCACAAACAAGAACACUUGUCCUGGGGACAAGAGUGCACUAAAGCCAGGGGGUCUGAGGCUAGGUAAAAGGAGCAAUGGCGCACCUGCGUUAACGUCACGCAACUUCAAAGAACAAGAUUUUGUGCGAGUUGUGGAAUACAUUGACAGAGGCGUGCAUAUUGCACUGGACGCACAAGAAUCUACAGGUGACAAUCUGAAGACAUUCUUGCCCUUCAUCAAAUCCGACCAAACUAUCUCUGCCGCCAUAGCCGAUCUGAGGGGAGAAGUCGAGCAGUUUGCUCGUGGAUUUCCGAUGCCAGGAUUUGAGAACCAUUAAAUUUUAUUUCGUAAAUUGUCUAAGUCUACCCAAGUGUAUGGCUACCCGAGAGAUAUAAUGAAUAGAGAGCCUGUUCUGCAGGCAAUCCAAAAUCAAUAAAGGAAGCUCUAGUUUUAAACAAUGAA